This is a messenger RNA of Heterocephalus glaber (naked mole-rat), 3183 nucleotides long. RefSeq names its product ZFP28 zinc finger protein (gene Zfp28). The record is from RefSeq and is a predicted model, not a curated record. Lineage: Eukaryota; Metazoa; Chordata; Mammalia; Rodentia; Bathyergidae. Gene Ontology annotation, biological process: regulation of transcription by RNA polymerase II. Gene Ontology annotation, molecular function: DNA-binding transcription activator activity, RNA polymerase II-specific; RNA polymerase II cis-regulatory region sequence-specific DNA binding. Gene Ontology annotation, cellular component: PcG protein complex; nucleus; chromatin.
ACCCGUAAACUCCUGCGUUAGGAAGGGCUCUCAGAAGCCGCAACGGCUGGUUGUUGUAGCUGGGACCCGGAAGCAGUACAGGCGAAUGACCAAAGAAGCUGGGUGGGACUAGGGGACUAGGUGGGAAAGAGGACCCAGCCCAGCGGUGUGCGGGGAGGAGUCUCAGGAGGCAAGGAGUUGGCUGGAUCUCACUGGGGCCCAGCUGUACACCAUCACCAAGGACCAGAAUCACCACCGGUGCCGCACGGUCUGAAGGUCCCGCCUUCCCAACAGGCCUCGCCCCGGGAAGACCCUGCCCCACAGCAGACCCCGCCCUAUGGAAGGCCUCGCCCUCGUCCGCCCUGCCUCCGCGCCUGCCCGCUGCGAAUCAGCGCUGACUCCCAGAAUGCUUUGGGGCUUGGCUUGUGCUUCCGCCCAAAGUCAGGCCCGGCGUCUACCGAGAAGGCGCGAUCCUGGAGCGAGUGGUCUGAAGCAUAGCCCACGGGCAUAGCCUGGGCCCGGGGCAAACCUGCGCUUUGCAGCCAGAGCUCCGCCACUGCCUGCUCGGAACUACGUUUCCCAGCGGCCACUGCGCAGGACCACGCCCACUUCCGGUGGCGGCGCUCUUCGCUGGGCGAGCUUCGGGGCCGCAGCGCUGCUUUCCUGGGACACUGCCCUCCAGGAGAGGAACCCCAGGCUGGAGGCCGCAGGGACAGGAGCUAAACUUAAAGUCAUGUCCCAGGGCUUGGUGACAUUUGGGGAUGUGGCUGUAGAUUUCUCCCAAGAGGAGUGGGAAUGGCUGAACGCCACCCAGAGGAGUCUGUAUAGGAAGGUGAUGUUGGAGAACUACUGGAACCUGGCAUCGCUCGGCCUCUGUGCUUCUAAGCCUGAUAUGAUCUCCUCACUGGAGCAAGGACCAGAUCCUUGGAUGGCGAGGAGAAAGCGAACAGGAGGCCAGCACCCUGAUUGGAAGGCUGUGUGUGAGACCAAGGAAUUUCCUCCAAAGAACUCAGCUGAGGAAAAGCUGUGCCAGGCAGCUGGAACACAGAGGCCCACAAACUACAGCCUGGAGUACUCUUUGAUGGGGGAGAGCUGGAAUUAUGAUACUCUGUUCAAGACACAGCCGAACAUGGUGACCAGCGCGAAUGUGGCUGUAGGCUUUGCCCCGCAGCUGGAGCCAGCGCAGAAGAGUUUCUGUAAGACUGUGCUAUGGGAGAACCAUGGUGCCCUGGGGGCCCUAGGCCACUGUGUUUCAAAGCCAGAUUUAGUGGCUUUCCUGGAGUCGGGGAAGGAGCACUGGGUGGUGCAGAGAGAGCUGGUGGCAGGGCUGUUCCCAGGUCAACAAUCUGUACAUGAGACCCAGGAAUUGUUUCUGAAGCAGAGCUCAUGUGCUGAGGUGGCCACAGAGAGAACUUCAGCUGCUAACCUUCAGUGCUCCACUUCCCGAGAAAGUUGGGGUUCUGAUUGUGUGUUUGAAAGGAAGCUAGCUGACCAAGAGAUACAACUCAGGCAAAAGGCCGCUUCUCAUAAUAGAGCUCUCCCAAAGGAGAGAGAGCACAUGUAUAACAGAUCUGGAAGAUGGUUCCAUUUGGACAAUUCAGAAGAAAGACUUCAUAAUGGCAUUUUGGGUAAAAAUUUCAAAAAACCCUCAGUGUUAAUAAAACAGACAGGAAUCUAUGCAGGAAAAAAGCUUUUCAAAUGUAAUGAAUGUAAGAAAACCUUUACCCAGAGCUCAUCCCUUACUGUCCACCAGAGAAUUCACACUGGAGAGAAACCCUACAAAUGUAAUGAAUGUGGAAAGGCCUUCAGUGAUGGCUCCUCCUUCGCCCGACAUCAGAGGUGUCACACAGGCAAGAAGCCCUACGAGUGCGUGGAAUGUGGGAAAGCCUUCAUCCAGAACACAUCCCUUAUCCGUCACUGGAGAUACUACCACACAGGGGAGAAGCCCUUUGACUGCAUUGAUUGUGGGAAGGCUUUCAGCGAUCAUAUAGGGCUUAAUCAGCACAGGAGGAUUCACACUGGAGAGAAACCUUACAAGUGUGAGGUGUGUCACAAAUCCUUUAGGUACGGCUCAUCCCUUACUGUACAUCAAAGGAUUCAUACCGGAGAAAAACCGUAUGAGUGUAACGUUUGCAGGAAAUCCUUUAGCCAUCACGCAUCACUCACGCAACAUCAAAGAGUACAUUCUGGGGAGAAGCCUUUUCAGUGUAAAGAAUGCGGGAAAGCUUUCAGGCAGAACAUACACCUUGCGAGUCACCUGAGGAUCCACACGGGGGAGAAGCCCUUUGAGUGCAGGCAGUGUGGGAAGUCCUUCAGCAUCAGCUCCCAGCUCGCCACUCACCAGAGGAUCCACACGGGGGAGAAGCCCUAUGAGUGCAAGGUCUGCAGCAAAGCCUUCACCCAGAAGGCCCACCUCGCCCAGCACCAGAAGACUCACACAGGAGAGAAGCCAUACGAGUGUAAGGAGUGUGGGAAGGCCUUCAGCCAGACCACGCACCUCAUCCAACACCAGAGGGUCCACACUGGAGAGAAGCCCUACAGGUGUGCGCAGUGCGGGAAGGCCUUCGGUGAUAACUCAUCGCGCACUCAGCACCAGAGACUGCACACUGGCCAGAGGCCUUAUGAGUGCAUUGAAUGUGGGAAGGCCUUCAAGACGAAGUCAUCCCUCAUUUGUCACCGCAGAAGCCACACUGGAGAAAAACCUUACGAGUGUAGUGCAUGUGGCAAAGCCUUUAGCCAUCGCCAGUCCCUGAGUGUGCAUCAGAGGAUUCAUUCCGGGAAGAAGCCGUAUGAGUGUAAGGAGUGCAGGAAAACCUUUAUCCAGAUUGGACACCUUAACCAACACAAGAGAGUUCAUACUGGAGAGAGAGCCUGUAACUACAAGAAGAGCAGGAAAGUCUUCAGGCAGGCUGCACACUUUGCCCACCACCAGCGGAUUCACUCUGGAGAGCCAUCCACUCACCCCUCGUUGCCUUCUGCAUCAAGUCCUGUGGAUCUGUUCCCCGAGUUUCUCUGGAAUCCAUCCUCUCUGCCCUCAUCAUAGUGUCAAGACAUUGUUGUUCACAUACAGUCCAGUCGUUUACACACUCAUCUCUCUGCUCUUCUGUUUUGGUCCCUGACAAAUUCACUCUUAACAUUACAGUCAGGCUGAUUUUUUAAAAAGCGUAAAUGUAAUUCACUCAUAUAAAGCUCAUAUUGUGAUCU